AUGAGCACAGAGAGACAACAAGAAAUCUCUUGUCUCAGAGUUGUAUUCUUACGAAAAGAGUCGAAAGAGUACAACAACACCAAGAGCAUCUAUCCUCACUCAGACCAAACCACGGAAACUACUUGCGAGUCCUGUACGACUCGUUCUCUCAGAGACCUGUUGGGAGUGAUUCAACCCUCCUACAACACAACUACUAUCACGCAGCAACAACGUUGUUAUUCAUUCUCUACCUUCUCUCUCUCGAAGGACAAACCUCUCUAUCCGAAGCUUGUUCAAGCACCUCUCCAUCUACCUUCCUCUAUCUAG
Messenger RNA from Naegleria lovaniensis, 306 nucleotides. RefSeq lists its product as uncharacterized. The transcript is spliced from 5 exons. The coding region runs from base 1 to 306 and encodes 101 amino acids. The record is from RefSeq and is a predicted model, not a curated record. NCBI's taxonomy places the organism in Eukaryota, Heterolobosea, Eutetramitea, Acrasida, Naegleriidae.